AUGCCGUUCUUUUCUCGCGUCUUUCGAAGCAAAGACUCCACCGCGACUAAAAAGCAGACCAAACCAGCUGCCACCGCGAACCCUGUCCCCGCGAAGCCUAAAUGGACCGAUGCCUGGCAACGGACUGAAGUGGCUCCCGAGGAGGUGCAAGAGCUCAUCCGAGGCUGUGCACACGAAUUGAAGGCGCGAGGUAACGAAUUUCCAUCCAAACCAUGUGGUGGUGUCACGGCUGCCACGCGCAUACUUCGGAUUGCUGAUCAUUUGGUCAAUUUAGCUCUCGACACCCCAUUCUUGCUCCUUCCUUUCCGUCCCAGUUCCGAUCCUAGUGCGGCCCGCACAUUCAUCCGAAACUACUUCAAUCAGUCCUUUGAGCAAGGUGCCCCGGUCAGCGGUGAUGCCUUGAUGCAGGAGCUCCGGCUCAAUGAGCCGAUGGUUCUUUGCAGUGUUUUGAAAUGGUGUUGGAGUAGAUUGCCGGGCGGUGUUGUUACGUGGGAGGCAUAUGAAUUGUUCAAGGUUGGCGAACAAGAUUCGGAUUUGGCCCGCGAUGCUUUUUCAACGUUCAUCCCUAUCAGUGUCGACACCGAUGCUCGCGCCAAGAUUAUCAAUGACUUCUUCGACCUUCUCGCAGCGAUUGCGGCUCACGGCAAAUCCAAUGGUUUGGGCGGCCGCAAGCUAUCGCGCUACGCUGGAUGGUGGGCCUUUGAACACCACGAUACUGGAAAGGGCUUCGAGGCCUCCUAUAAAAAUUGGGCUGCUGCCGCCGAUGCGACAAGCCACCUGUUCUUUGCUUACCUGCGAUCGCUUGUCCCCGAUACCUCUCGUGGGGUGACCGGCAUCUCUUCGCUCCCUAUCUCCCUCCAAUCCCUCGUGGAGGCGACCGAAUAUCCCCCGGAAACCCCGACGCUGCUCCAAGUUACGACCACUAAAGUUGUUAUGAUUGUUGAUACCGUCUCUCCUACUCCCUUUUCUCUGUUGCGCCGCGCAAAGAACUUUGAAUACCGCGAUGACCACUGGCACCUGCAGGAAUUCGCCAACUUCGAGGAUCCGAUCAAAGCGUUGACCGAUGAGUGUCUGCGUGUGCUGAGGUGUAUCUCAUCCACCAAUGAGUCUAGUGUUUCCAGUUCGAAGCAGUCAACCAGCUUGCGGGACGCCUCAUGGUCUCGUUUCGAGGAUAUUGGAUUUGGUGGUUCCAUUGAGUCAGAUCCAGAAGAUGAAGAGAGGCAGGCUCCGGCUACCGCAAAGGUGAACACUGCUGCUAGCAUUAGUACCGUGCCUCGCUCGCAGGGUGGUGAUCUGGGACGUCCCACAACCCCAUCCUGGGCGGACUUUAUGUCAUCUGGCUUCUCGGACGACAAUCCAAUAAAGAACCCAGUUGGUCUCCUCCUGCCACCAGACAAGGUCCUGCCCCCAAUCGCUGCCACUCGUGGCCAGAGUUCCCAAUCGCAUAAGCGCACCCUGGCCCCUGAGCCAGCCCUUGAACCGGCUGAGCUGGCAAGCAUCACCACUUUGGAUUUGGAUGACUCGUUCUGGUGGGUCUGGAUCACCAGUCUGUCCGGCGAUGAGCCAUCUACCCGCAAGGCCGUGUUUGGUCGUUGUGCCCUCCUUGAAACAGUCAUUCGGGAAACCAAGUGGCUGAUUUUGGAGGAGCAGAUCAAGGGUGCUGCCCCUGAGCCGGAGGCUGGCGCGCAAAUUGUCGAGAAGAAGAGUUUCUUCAGCUUCGGUAGUCGGAAGGGAACAAAGCUCGGUCGUCGCAAAUCUUCCGCCAGAAAGGUGGAUUCGGUGGAAGAUUCUUACAAGCGUCCCAACAAUCAGGGCCCGCAGAGUAAGACUAGCAUUGGUCCCGAUCAGCACAAGCGAAUUCAAGCCGCUGCCGCCGCCCUUCAGAAGAAGCAUCGUGAGCAAGAGGCGGAAGCGAAGGAUUCCGCGGGUCAAUCUCGCUCUGACGCUUACUCGACCAAGACUAACUCGGUGCUCACUCUUCAGCCGGGCAUCGUGAAUGAGGCUUCAUCGGCCAUGAAGUGGGCCAGCAACUACGAUAAGAACACUUUCCGUGCUGCAUACCUUAACAACAGCCGCGCAGGAACCGGUAAUGUAUCUGAAGAUGUUGCUGAGGACGUUGCCGAGCCAGCAGAUAAGCCCAUGACGCCUUCGGCUCCUCUUCCACCCAGCACAUCCAAAUCUGGACCCCCUCCGCCUCCCAAGGACACGGCUGCUGUGGCCACCCCGCUGCCGCCCUCACCUGAGCCAGCCAAGAAGACCCUGAGCAAAGUCGUAGCUGUCCCUGAGGAGAUCAAGGAUGCCGAGACUGUUGUUGUUGAGCAGCCCGCCGAUCCUACCGAUGAAAGCAAGAAGCUCAAAAAGAAGACUGGCAACGCCGGUUUCAAGAGCAUGUUUGUGAGCAAGAAAAAGAUCGACCAGCCUUCUGUGAAACCCGGUGUCAACGAGGCCUCCACCAGCUCGGCCGUGGCAGCUGCUCGUGCCGCCCUCGAGGCCAAGGCCAAGGCUGCCCAGGAAACUCCUUCUAAGGAAUCUCCCCCCAAGGCUGUACUCAAAAAGAAGCCCGUUCCUGGUCAGUUCGCUGGGCAAGAAGCCUCCACCCCAGCCCCAGUGCAGCUUGCCAAGCCCUCCACACCUCAGCAGCUCGAGGAAUCGGUGCACCAAGCUCAAUUCGUCGGCACCGGUAGCCCGCCUCAGACCAGGCGUGCUGUUGAAUACGAUGCUCUGUCCCGUGUCGACACCAACGAGCGCGAUGCUGCUGACCAGGAAUUCUCCAAGUUUGACCAGGGUCCUCUCGUUGAGCAGCCAGCUUUCCUUCCUGAGGACGAUGGUCCGAUCACUCCUAACCCAGCCAAUGAUCAUGGACAUCCUCAAACCCCGACCAACGGUCACGAGGAGAGUUUUGAAGCUAUUAGCCCCCAGGAGGUCUCUGAGGACCGGUGGAAGCAGAUUCGCGAGAAUGCUGCUCAGCGGACUGCUGUGCUGAGCGAGGAGCCCGACACUCGCACUAGCCAGUCGGAGCGUACAGACGAAGGAGACACCAGUGGUGAAGAGACCAUCGAAUCUCGUGUCGCUCGCAUCAAGGCUCGCGUCGCUGAACUCACCGGCGACAUGGAGUCUGCUCGUUAA
Molecule: messenger RNA, 3126 nt
Organism: Penicillium odoratum
Lineage: Eukaryota; Fungi; Ascomycota; Eurotiomycetes; Eurotiales; Aspergillaceae
Product: DUF1708 domain-containing protein
Exons: 5
Coding region: 1-3126 (1041 amino acids)
Source: RefSeq, a predicted model, not a curated record